This is a messenger RNA of Drosophila eugracilis, 476 nucleotides long. RefSeq names its product ER membrane protein complex subunit 6 (gene EMC6). The record is from RefSeq and is a predicted model, not a curated record. Bases 74 to 415 code for a protein of 113 amino acids. Gene Ontology annotation, biological process: protein folding in endoplasmic reticulum; autophagosome assembly. The transcript is spliced from 2 exons. Lineage: Eukaryota; Metazoa; Arthropoda; Insecta; Diptera; Drosophilidae. Gene Ontology annotation, cellular component: EMC complex; membrane; endoplasmic reticulum.
CUGCCUAUCGAUAUCGGUGUUCCUAGCAGGAGAAGUUUUUACUAAAAAUUAAAAAAGAAAUUAAUCAAUUAAAAUGAACCGAGUUAAGACCACACAAUCUAAGACAGGCGAAAUCAUCGCUUACAGCGAGGGCGCUAUCCGGAACAACAUAUCCGCCGUGGAGUACUGUCGGACAUCUAUGGCUGCCAUCUCCGGAUGCGCUGCUGGUAUUCUGGGUCUUAGUGGAACCCUUGGCUUCUUGUUCUACUUCCUGUCCGUAUUCGUUCUUUGGAUCCUGGUGCUCCUGAAAUCAGGCACCCAGUGGCGCAAGUUCUUCAUCAACCGCAGAAAUCUGCUGACCAACCAGUUCAUGGGCGGCCUUUGCACCUACGUGCUCUUCUGGACAUUCCUUUACGGCAUGGUUCACGUGUAUUAGCGCAUUUACAAAACAAUCACAUAUAUAGAGAAAUAAACAUAGGAUCUUUGGUUUAACACAA